Messenger RNA from Pseudophryne corroboree (corroboree frog), 5378 nucleotides. RefSeq names its product zinc finger protein 271-like. Bases 175 to 3516 code for a protein of 1113 amino acids. The transcript has 5 exons. NCBI's taxonomy places the organism in Eukaryota, Metazoa, Chordata, Amphibia, Anura, Myobatrachidae. The record is from RefSeq and is a predicted model, not a curated record.
CCUCACUUCCGGCCUGUGCGUUCCAUCCCACCUCCGGCCGCUGCGUUCCACACACAGGAAGAGAGUUUUUUUCUUUCGCGCCAACUUCCGGGUUUCCCUCGAGCGGGAGUCAGUCGUCCGCAAAAGCAGGAGGGGGAGUAUAUAGAGGAACACAGGGGUCUGUACAAGGACGUGAUGAUGGAGAAUCACUGGCCCCUCACAUCACUGGGUAAGAGGAGACUGUCAUGUAUUGUACAGGGGAGAGCAGAUGGGCCCAGUAACAGAGAUACCCCAGAGAGAUGUCCCCGUCUUCUGUAUUCCCAGGAUUGUAGAGAGGAGAAUCACAGGAUCCCACAGGAGGAUCAGGAUGAGCACCUUUCUGAUAUGAAGGCCGAAGAUAUAGAGGGAGAAGAAGAGACGUAUGUGACUGAUAUGAAGGCCGAAGAUAUAGAGGGAGAAGAGACGUAUGUGACUGAUAUGAAGGUAGAAGAAGAGACGUAUGUGACUGAUAUGAAGGCCGAAAAUAUAGAGGGAGAAGAGACGUAUGUGACUGAUAUGAAGGGAGAAGAAGAGACGUAUGUGACUGAUAUGAAGGCAGAAGAUACAGAAGGAGAAGAAGAGACGUAUGUGACUGAUAUGAAGGCCGAAGAUAUAGAGGGAGAAGAAGAGACGUAUGUGACUGAUAUGAAGGCAGAAGAUAUAGAGGGAGAAGAAGAGACGUAUGUGACUGAUAUGAAGGCAGAAGAUAUAGAGCGAGAAGAAGAGACGUAUGUGACUGAUAUGAAGGCAGAAGAUACAGAGGGAGAAGUAGAGACGUAUGUGAUUGAUAUGAAGGCAGAAUGUAUAGAGGGAGAAGAAGAGAUGUAUGUGACUGAUAUGAAGGCAGAAGAUAUAGAGGGAGAAGAGACGUAUGUGACUGAUAUGAAGGCAGAAGAUAUAGAGGGAGAAGAGACGUAUGUGACUGAUAUGAAGGCAGAAGAUAUAGAGGGAGAAGAAGAGACGUAUGUGACUGAUAUGAAGGCAGAAGAUAUAGAGGGAGAAGAAGAGACGUAUGUGAUUGAUAUGAAGACAGAAGAUAUAGAGGGAGAAGAGACGUAUGUGACUGAUAUGAAGGCAGAAGAUAUAGAGGGUGAAGAAGAGACGUAUGUGAGGAGAGAUCAGAAGUGUAAGGAAGAGGAAAUGCCUACAGAUAUCAGCACAGCAGAUGGAGGCACAAGCAGGAAUUCCUUGGAGGGAGAUCUCAUCUUGUCUGCAGAUAGUAAAAUAGAAGAUAACAUCACACAAUAUUCUCCAGGAGACAUCCCCAUUUCUCUAACUAUACAUCCAGUACCUCACAAUGCUGAUAUUUCAUCUGAUCCCUGUAAUUGCGAUGACUGUAAAUCUAAUACCUCAGAUUUUGAUACACAUCGUGCAGCUCAUACAUGUGAUAAAAUAUUUCCAUGCUCUGAGUGUGGGAAAAGUUUUGCAUGCAAAUUACAACUUGUUAUACAUCAGAGAAGUCAUGCAGGUGAGAGACCAUUUCCAUGUUCUGAGUGUGGGAAAUGUUUUACAGUCAAAUCACAUCUUGUUGCACAUCAGAGAAGUCACACAGGUGAGAGACCAUUUCCAUGUUCUGAGUGUGGGAAAAGUUUUGCAGGAAAAUCACAGCUUGUUAGACAUCAGAGAAGUCACACAGGUGAGAAACCAUUUCCAUGCUCUGAGUGUGGGAAAUGUUUUCUGUGUAAAUCAGAACUUGUUAGACAUCAGAAAAGUCACACAGGUGAGAAACCAUUUCCAUGCUCUGAGUGUGGUAAAAGUUUUGCACGCAAAUUACAACUUGUUAUACAUCAGAGAAGUCAUACAGGUGAAAGACCAUUUCCAUGUUCUGAGUGUGGGAAAUGUUUUACAGUCAAAUCACAUCUUGUUGCACAUCAGAGAAGUCACACAGGUGAGAGACCAUUUCCAUGUUCUGAGUGUGGGAAAAGUUUUGCAGGCAAAUCACAGCUUGUUAGACAUCAGAGAAGUCACACAGGUGAGAAACCAUUUCCAUGCUCUGAGUGUGGGAAAUGUUUUCUGUGUAAAUCAGAACUUGUUAUACAUCAGAGAAGUCACACAGGUGAGAAACCAUUUCCAUGCUCUGAGUGUGGGAAAAGUUUUGCAGGCAAAUCACAGUUUGUUAUACAUCAGAGAAGUCACACAGGUGAGAAUACAUUUCCAUGCUCUGAGUGUGGGAAAUGUUUUCUGUGUAAAUCAGGACUUGCUAGACAUCAGAGAAGUCACACAGGUGAGAAACCAUUUCCAUGCUCUGAGUGUGAGAAAUGUUUUCCACUCAAAUCACAUCUUGCUAGACAUCAGAGAAGUCACACAGGUGAGAAUACAUUUCCAUGCUCUGAGUGUGAGAAAUGUUUUCCACUCAAAUCACAUCUUGCUAGACAUCAGAGAAGUCACACAGGUGAGAAUACAUUUCCAUGCUCUGAGUGUGGGAAAUGUUUUCUGUGUAAAUCAGAACUUGUUAUACAUCAGAGAAGUCACACAGGUGAGAAACCAUUUCCAUGCUCUGAGUGUGGGAAAAGUUUUGCACUCAAGUUACGUCUUGUUAUACAUCAGAGAAGUCACACAGGUGAGAAACCAUUUCCGUGCUCUGAGUGUGGGAAAAGUUUUGCACUCAAGUUACGUCUUGUUAGACAUCAAAGAAGUCACACAGGUGAGAAACCGUUUCCAUGCUCUGAGUGUGAGAAAUGUUUUCCACUCAAAUCACAGCUUGCUAGACAUCAGAGAAGUCACACAGGUGAGAAUACAUUUCCAUGCUCUGAGUGUGGGAAAUGUUUUCUGUGUAAAUCAGAACUUGUUAUACAUCAGAGAAGUCACACAGGUGAGAAACCAUUUCCAUGCUCUGAGUGUGAGAAAUGUUUUCCACUCAAAUCACAGCUUGCUAGACAUCAGAGAAGUCACACAGGUGAGAAUACAUUUCCAUGCUCUGAGUGUGGGAAAUGUUUUCUGUAUAAAUCAGAACUUGUUAUACAUCAGAGACGUCACACAGGUGAGAAAUUUCCAUGCUCUGAGUGUGAGAAAUGUUUUCCACUCAAAUCACAGCUUGCUAGACAUCAGAGAAGUCACACAGGUGAGAAUACAUUUCCAUGCUCUGAGUGUGGGAAAUGUUUUCUGUGUAAAUCAGAACUUGUUAUACAUCAGAGACGUCACACAGGUGAGAAACCAUUCCCAUGCUCUGAGUGUGGGAAAAGUUUUGCACGCAAAUCACAUCUUGCUAGACAUCAGAGAAGUCACACAGGUGAGAAACCAUUUCCAUGCUCUGAGUGUGGGAAAAGUUUUGCACGCAAAUCACAUCUUGCUAGACAUCAGAGAAGUCACACAGGUGAGAAACCAUUUCCAUGCUCUGAGUGUGGGAAAUGUUUUCUGUGUAAAUCAGAACUUGUUAUACAUCAGAGAAGUCACACAGGUGAGAAACCAUUUCCAUGCUCUGAGUGUGGGAAAAGUUUUGCAGGCAAAUCGUAUCUAGUUAAACAUCAGAAAUUACACAGGAGUAAAGCAUUACUAUGAUCUGAUACACAACAGGGUUGUAGCAACACUUUAUUGCAUUGGACAGGUCCGCACUGCCCAUCUGUCACCUUUGGCAUAUUCCAGAAGUGCCAAUGGACUGUUGGAUUCAUCCAGUUCCACAGAGAGAUGGGAAGGCCGUGUGCAGCGCAGCCUCUGGCUCUCUGGUUUAGCCGCCCCUACUUCCCAAAGUGUCUCCCCCCACACCCACCCCAUAAAUAAUUACAUACGGUGUGCAUUAGGGAACACAAAUUGUUUUAUCUUACACAGAAUUACCCCUCCCUUUUAGCACCUGAGUGACAUCACAAUCUGAUUGAACAGCUUGCCAUUAUGUGCAUUGUAUUUAGAGAGGCAUGAGUGGGUCAGCAUUAGGAUGGAUUGCUGACUCCAGAGUGCCAUUGGAGAAGUUAGGGGUGUCUCCAGGUAAGCUGGCUCUCAGAUCCUGUAGGAGCCAUUAUCAUGUGGCCUUACACUGGGCAUUCAGACCCAGACAUAUAUGUAAUUAUUUAUGGGGUGGGUGUGGGGUGCGGUUGCCCCUAUGUCGGUAUGGCUGUGCGGCUUCAGUUUUGCACACCCUAACACUUUAUUAACACUUAUGAUUUCCCUAUCACUUUGUAUAUAUUUUUGUAAUAUUUUAAUCACACUUCACAUACAUAGCACUUAGGUGCUUCUUAUUAACCCUUAUUAACUUUCACCUGUGUACUGACCUGGGGUAGCUGACCUGUGCCGACGUGAUGGGGUCCUGCACCCCAGACCCAUACCUAGUAUUAGGGACCCCCAGUGAUGGAGAAGCCUUGCCAAUCGGCCUGGGGGCUUAACCCUAUAGCUGCAGAUAUACGCAACUAAGAUCUCCAUUAUAUCUGAUUAUUAUGUAGUAUUAUUUUUUACUUAGUGUGCAUUAGGGAACACAAAUAGUUUUUUCUUAGACAUCAGAGAAGUCACGCAGGUGAGAAUACAUUUCCAUGCUCUGAGUGUGGGAAAUGUUUUCUGUGUAAAUCAGAACUUGUUAGACAUCAGAGAAGUCACAGGUGAGAAACCAUUUCCAUGCUCUCAGUGUGGGAAAGGUUUCCAUUCAAAUCACGUCUUGUUACACAUCAGAGAAGUCACACAGGUGAGAAGCCAUUUCCAUGCUCUGAGUGUGGGAAAAGUUUUGCAGGCAAAUCGUAUCUAGUUAAACAUCAGGAAUCACAGGAGUAAAGCAUUACUUUGAUGUGAUACACAACAGGGUUGUAGCAACACUUUAUUGCAUUGGACAGGGCUGUACUGCCCAUCUGUCACCUCUGGCAUAUUCCAGAAGUGCCAAUGGACUGGUGGUUUCAUCCAGUUCCACAGAGAGAUGGGAAGGCCGUGUGCAGUGCAGCCUCUAGCUCUCUGGUUUAGCCGCCCCUACUUCCCAAAGUGUCUGUCUCCAUGGAAAUGGGGGCGUGCAGUAAGUCCACGCCCCCCUUACAGCACGUCCUCGUGUGUCAUGUCCUUGCGCCCCCCCCCCCGUGAUGUGCGCUUGCAAGUUUACAAAUGCCCAAUCCAAAUAGCCCCAGAUUGUCCCUGCCAGUAGAUAUCGGCACCUCUCUCCACAUCAAUACCAGACCAUCGUGUUAUAUAAGCGUCUAUGGGCCUAAUUCAUGGUCGAUCGCAAAACGAAAAUCUUCCGCUAAUGGGAAAAUCCAUGUGCACUGCAGGUGGGGCAGAUGUAACAUGUGCAGAGAGAGUUAGAUUUGAGUGAGGUGUGUUCAAACGGAAAUCUAAAUUGCAGUGUAAAAAUAAAGCAGCCAGUAUUUACCCUGCACAGAAACAAUAUAACCCACGCUACUCUAACUCUGCACAUUUCUCAUACAUCCUAGAGGAUGCUGGGGUCACAUCAAGAA